GGAGUUCAGUCAAGCGCCGAACGUCAUCGCGAGAAGUUCGCGCUCUGUGAUCGGCAAAGGAUUGCAAAAGCAUUGUGCACAUGCGGGUCGCCCAGUAGUGAUCGCUGAUUCGUAAAUUUUGUUGGAUAUGUGUUGGUAUAGUACAAGUGAAGGAAAAGGAUUUAUUUGACAAAAACAGUGUUGUGUCGUGAUUAUGUGAAGAAAUUUACAACGCAAAGAACUAUCGACUCUGAGGAUUAUAAGUGUACACAAACGUGCUGUUUCUUUCUUUCUUUUUCUUGUUCGAUUAGUCGGCUGCACGUGGUGCUAAUUGUAUUUACACCUGGAGAGAUCUGGCCUCAAAACUGCGAUCGUCCCGAUUUUACGACGAUACAAUCGAGUAUUCACAGUACAGCGCUGAACAAUCUUUGCUGAACAUUGAUUGUAAGCCGGAAAGUGGCUCAACUUGGAUCAUAGUUAUGGAUCGUCCUAUUAUCAUAGACACGAUGCAGUUCCUGCAUGCCAGGAGAUAAACAGAAUGGAAAGAAAAAGUGCUCAUCGACUACUUCAGAGUACAUCAAUGCAAAUAUACGAUUUGAUCACCAGCUCUUUCAUUCAUCUUGAUUAGCACUUUUAAAGUGCAACUGCGAAAAAAAAUCAGGAUAUUGGUGAAGUAUAAAUAACGAAAAAAAAUAACUUCAUCGCAAGAAGAGAAAAUAUUACCACCAUGGAAGGAAAAAAUAUUACACGAAAGGAGUUGGUCAACGUUAAUUUAUUGUCACUAAAAUGCCUCAUGUUCUGCUUCUUCGGAGGUAUGGGCUGUCUCUUCCCUUUUCUACCACUUCACAUGCUUGCCACAGGCCUGACCUACGAAGAGGCUAAAAUAGUGUCAAUUGUCUCGCCGAUAGUGGCGAUGAUAGGCCCAUUGGUGGCUGGUCCAUUGGCAGACAAGUUGGCUGGUCGACAGGGGUCCAACAGCAGAGCAUCGACAGGAAAAUACCUUCGAGUAAUGAUAGCAGUGACUUGCAUACUCGGUGCUAUAUUUUACGCUGCACUAAUGGCGAUACCCAGAGUCGAGAGGCUGACGAUACCCCAGGAGAGAAAUCCCCAGGUGAAAUUUUCCUGCGACGAAUCUGGGGCCAUUGUAUUCAAGGACAGAUGCAAGCUCCCGGCAACCUGCUACGAAUGGCCCGAAAUAAAACCUGGACCCAUUCGACUCACCAACUGCGACUACCAGUGCAAACUGAUCAAUCCCGAGCCCCUCGUUCAAAACGACGUCACCACUUUGAAGCCCUUCACCACGGAUUACGUCGACGAAAGCGAGAGCAGUGGCGACCUGACUGUCAUUCCCAUCGAAGAGAAUGAAAAAGACCAUCGGCAAUCUAUCUAUAAGAGGGAAACGAUUGAGCCACCGCACCUCUGCGUAAAGGAGGAUGGAGUUGACGUUUGCCACGUGUACACAACCUCCUCGGGCAGUAUUAAUAUAUACGCGACUCUUCAGCAGGCCAGAAAUCCCGAUGAGAUAUCCGAGCGAUGCGCCUAUCCUAUGAGCGAUCAAUUCUCUUGCAGGAUACCCACGGUGCUGAGAACGAAGAUGUUAAAAUUUAACAAGAGCUGCAGCAUAGACUGUGAUCUUUACGAGCCGUACAAAAUGUCAGACAGUGUUUUGGCCCAGGUGAAAUGUCAGCAGAUAAUUGGCGACCCAGAUCACACGUUUUGGAGUUAUCUGGUAGUGCGAUCCAUCGCCGACGUGUUUCCAACUACUACGGUAGCACUUCUGGACGCAGCUGUGGUCAUUGCGACUCGCGAGACGUCCUGUGGCCGUGGUGACGUCGGCCGACAACUGGCCUUCGGAUCCCUCGGCUUUGCCAUAUUUGGCCCAUUGACAGGCUAUUUGACGAAUCUGGUCGAAGGCACUCAACCUUCCUUUUCAAUACCUAUCGACAUAUUUGCGGCACUGAUGGUAAUAUCAGCUCUAAUUGCUGUUUUUGCUAACGGCAUGCCUCUCAGUCCUCCGGAAUGGUGGUGGCACACCAGGAGCGGAAUGCUUGCCCUGCCGAUGAGCGCCAUCAAGAGAUACGGCGGCGAAACCGCAGCCUUGCUGUUCGUUCUGGUGAUAAUGGGGAUAUUCUGGAGCGCCAUGGAUACCUACCUACCCUGGCACCUCGAACAACUGAAUGCUGACGUAGUAUUGAUCGGCGUUUGCCUGACCAUCGGCGCUUUGCCAGCAGUGAUUUUCCUCUGGAAAUCUGAACACCUCGUUGAUUACUGUGGACACAGCAAUCUCUUGAUUACAGCGUUUACUAUUUACAUCGUCAGAUUCACCGGAUUGAGUCUAGUGUCUGGAGAUCCAUGGUGGUCCCUUGCCUCCGAGGUGUUGGAGCUGUUCACACUUGGAAUAAUGUGGGUGACAGCGAUUCUUUAUCUCAGACACUUGGUGCCUCGUCAUCUAACCGUCACGGCUCAAGCUUUGCCGGUGAUUGCUCAUUUUUGCAUAGGUCGAUGCAUCGGGGCAGUUAUAAGCGCGUACGUCGACGUCGGCCAAAGGAACGUUGACUCGCUUCGAUUCGUCUACAAGUGCAUGGCAGUUGCAGCUGCAAUAAUUGCCUUGAAAUACUUUAUCUGGUAUCACGCAUUGAUAAGGCCGAAAUGCCACGCGCAAAGCACUCAGGGACCUCGUCAGCCACCGACUAUAAUGGAAGCGAUGAACGGAAACGGCAAUUAUACACCCUUGCGAGUAUAUCACAAUGGCAGAGGCAGGAAAGGACAGUUUCGGUACUAGGAAGAGGAUUAUUAUAUUAUCUUUAUUUUUUUUUUAACUCGUUAAUCACGGUGCUUACUUAUAAUGUAGCUUUUGCACAUAUCCACGACUACAUAUCAAUUGUUUCUAUAUUACCCAUCCAUUUCUUUAAAACAGUUACCAGUAUAACGGCUGGUAAAAGGAUAUUUCAUACAUUCGUGUAGUAUUCAGUAUUAUACGUAUAUGAUAACUUGAGAGUCAAAGAAGAGUAAUUUGCUUCACUUUUAUGGAGAAAAAUCGUUCUCCUUGCUAAGCAUUCGUUUCAAAAUAUAGUAGGUGUGCUCUUUCUGUGACUGCAUCAGCUUUAUUGUGCAAUUUAUACGUACGAAUGAAUAACCAAUUACACGCAUCUUCAUUGAUUAGAUAACGAUUGAGAAUUCUUUUUUUUUAUACUGUGAAAAAAGUUCCAAGUUUGAAAGUUCUUCAUUUCCAACAAGAAUGGAGAAAUUUCUUUUUUGUAAACAAAUAUUUUUUGUUAUAUAAAUAAUAAUAAUAAUACUAAUAAUCAUAAUAAUAAUAAUGAUAAUAUUUAUGAAAAGAAUUGCGAACAGAGAUGAUCUUUUCUCAUUGCAACGAUUAUAUACAACUUACGGUUAAGAUUCGUUUCUGUGUGAUAUCUCAGUUGAAAUUAGGACAGAAUUGACUGAGCAGUAAAUAAUGCUUAAUGGCACAUUAUUAAUAUGAUAUAUUUAGUCUAUAUGGUGUUAGUUAUGCAUAUUACUUGAUAAUAUAUAUAACUAGUGCCUGAUUCAGAGGAGAAAAUUUUCUCUUGUGCUACGAUGAUAUUCUGUGAAAAAUGAAUAAUACCCUUGCUUAUUGUUUUUCACUUUCAUGGGACGAAAUCUGAUCCUAUUAUUAAGUUUUUUAUUUAGAAUAUCACAAUUUUCACUCACACAUUUGUGUAAACGAAAAACCAUACCAAGUGUUGUCACAAAUUAUUUCCGAAUAAUUUAGUUGCAAAGCAUUUAAGAUAGAUUGCAAACUGUCUAUAGAGAAUGCAACUUCGAAAAUUUUAGGUGACUUGAAAAAUUAACGAAGGAGCCAGGAAUUGAACCUGGUGUCUAGAGAUGCUUUACUAGAGACUUACUCCACUAGACCACCUAGCCGCCUGACUACAAUGUCAUUAAUUUCUCUCAUCAUCUGUAUUCGAAGUUUGUUUUGGCUCGUGGGCCGUGUAUUUGUAGAUGUCUAUAGCAACUGCAGUGCAUUUAUUAUAUUCGUAAUUAUCCGAAGACGGGGAACGCGCUUGUACAGCUAACAGAUUUAAUGUACGAGUAUUGUAGUCGAUGUUAAUUUUUUUUUACCCUGAAAAUAUUUUUUGUAACAACUGACUAUUAAAGUUAUUGACUACCAUGUUAUAAAGCAACCAAAUACAAAAUAGAUUAUUUAAAUAA
Molecule: messenger RNA, 4173 nt
Organism: Neodiprion virginianus
Lineage: Eukaryota; Metazoa; Arthropoda; Insecta; Hymenoptera; Diprionidae
Exons: 9
Coding region: 707-2761 (684 amino acids)
Cellular component (GO): membrane
Source: RefSeq, a predicted model, not a curated record